AUGCCAACGCGCACGUUUUGCUCACCACCCUCCAUGUCCCCGACCACCCUUCCCUCCUCGCGGCCACCCUCCCAUACCCUCUCGUGGGCGGCCUGCGUCACCUCCCUACAGGCGCCUUCCCCUCCCCUCAUGGUUUGCCUUCUUCUGCCGUUUUUGCACCACCUCCUCCUUCUCCCCUCACCCCAUCCGCCUCUUCACCCUCCUCCUCCUCCUCUCCCUAUUCUUUCCUCCCUUCUGUGCCUCUCCUCCCAUCCUCCACCUCCUUCCCCUCCACAUCUGCCACCUAGCUGCGUCUGUCCGUGUUUUGUCGCCUUCCACACCUUUCCUCCUCCUCUUCUUUCUCCCCUCAGUGGCGUAGUUGCAGACUACCCCGCCACUAUCCCUCCUCGUAUUUCUCCCCUCAGCGGCGCAACAGCAGACUACUUCGUAGCUAUCCCUCCUCCUCUUGUUUCUCCCCUAAGCAGCGCAGCAGCAGACUAUUUCGCUGCUAUCCUUCCUCCUCUUGUUUCUCCCCUCAGCGGCGUAGCAGCAGACUACUUUGCCGCUAUCCCUCCUCCUCUUGUUUCUCCCCUCAGUGGCACAGCAGCAGACUACUUCGCCGCUAUCCCUCCUCCUCGUAUUUCUCCCCUCAGCGGCGCAGCAGCACACUACCCCGCCAUUAUCCCUCCUCCUCUUAUGCCUCCCCUCAUCGGCGCAGCAGCAGACUACUUCGCUGCCAUCCCUUCUUCUUACCUCCCCUCUUCUCCACUCCUCUGCUUUGAUUCCGCUAUCCCAUCAGCCUCACCGCUCUUCUGCCGCUGUAACCUCUGGUAUUGCACUGCUUCUCAAUUUCCCAUCCCUACGGCUGCCGCUCUCUCACUUCCUCGCACCUUGGAUUUUGUCCUUGACAGUGUUGCUACUGGCUCUGUCUUUCGUGAUGCUGGUGUUCUUCGCAAUUUUCCUCGUCCCCUCUCUAUUGAUGGGGCUGGGGAGACCAUGACCAUGAUCUGUACAGGCACUUCCUCUCUUCCCUGUCCUGCCUCUCCCUCUGGCGCUGUUAUUGGCCUAUAUGUGCACUCUAUUGUGAUCUUCAUUACCACGACCGGCACCUCGCUCGUUUCACCCUUUCCCCUACUACUUGCCUCUACACCCUUCAUGUUCCCAUCCCCUCAUCUGUCCAUCACACUCCCUCCUCUUCUGCCCCUUCCGUCUCCUCUUACGACUGUCGCUCUCUCACCCAACCUACCCUUCUUCUCCAUCAUCGCCUUGGCCUCCUUAACUUCCCUCUCCUUUGCAGCAUAG
Molecule: messenger RNA, 1281 nt
Organism: Closterium sp. NIES-65
Lineage: Eukaryota; Viridiplantae; Streptophyta; Zygnematophyceae; Desmidiales; Closteriaceae
Source: the annotation of a GenBank genome assembly